AUAGUCCGCCUUUGUACCUGAAUCUAUAAUAUAGCCGGCUUAUUUCAAGACUGGCGAUUCAUUCCAGCCUUAGUUCAGAUCAGAAUCACAGAGAAGCGGCCGGCCUAGAACCUCAAUCUGAACAACAAUAAGAAGAAAGCAUCAAUCCUAACAGAAAUGUCUGGUAAACCCAUCUCAAGCCCGAUCCAGGCCAUAUGGUAUCCGACACUGUCUUUCUCCAUGCUCUCAAUUGGUCUGGCUCUCACUGCUUUUUUCUUCAUCUAUGAAGCUACUACUUCGAGAAAAAAUCGUAGCCUUGCAAUGGAGCUCACUACAGGGACAAUUGCAUCAAUCUUCUUGGGUUUUGGAUCCUUGUUCUUGCUCCUCACUUGUGGUGUUUAUGUUUGAAAGAUUGAACGAGAACAUUCAAGUUUCAGGUCAGGCUGAUUAGUUUUGGAAGAGAGAAUAUGAGUUAUUGGUUGGAAUAUUAGCAUAAAAAGCUUUUGAAUUCUUUAUAGUUUGAGGAUAAUUGGUUGUUUAGACUUUUGACAGACAGAUAGACCACCUUAUAAGUUUGUUUUAAGAUCACCUUAUGGUUUUAGCUGGAUUUGAAAACCCCCCAUUGAAACUCAUCACUUUUGAAGUAUAUCUUUGAGCUAUUUCAAAACUAGUAUUUCUCAAUUCUCUAAUACAAUCACAAUAAUGAGAUAAUCG
Impatiens glandulifera is the source of this 693-nucleotide messenger RNA. Its product is annotated as transmembrane protein 258-like. Bases 157 to 387 code for a protein of 76 amino acids. Gene Ontology annotation, cellular component: membrane-bounded organelle. The record is from RefSeq and is a predicted model, not a curated record. Lineage: Eukaryota; Viridiplantae; Streptophyta; Magnoliopsida; Ericales; Balsaminaceae. The transcript has 4 exons. Gene Ontology annotation, biological process: protein N-linked glycosylation.